ACGGAACAAUCUGCAUAGAACCCACUUUACCAAGAUGAAACCAGUCGAUGUCGACUAUGGUCGGUUGGCACAGAUGCCCGACCAUAUCAUUCAAACCGUCUUUGCCCUUCUACCCAAAACAUACAUGCCUGCAUUCUUUAACUGUCCGGAGUUGAAAGAUCUAGCAGCUGCCAGACAUUUCUCCAAACUACGAAUCUGGGAAUCACAACUUCCAGGAAGCAACCCCUACGAUCUGAUGUCCUUUGAAGAAUUUGAAAGCUUCUCCAGACGACCCGAGUUUGCAGAUGUCCCUAUGAACAAGGGUGUAAUCUCAGUGCGAACCAGAGAUAUCAGAACUCUAGCAAUUGAAGCACUUCAAAGGUUGGAGAGCUUCCGACUGCUCAGUGUCAACUGCUACUUCUAUAACCGAGACGAACUGAACCAAGCCGACGUUCCGGUUUUUGUAAACGUCCACCGCUUGUUACUCAUGUGCUCGUUCGUCGACUGGCUGACGUUUGAGCUACCACCCAACUUGGAACAGCUCACGAUAAUUGUGCAGCGGGACCCUCUCCCUGUUUCACGCUCUAGACUUUUUCCUCUCUCCUUGCUUUCCGUUCGCUUCGAUGGGGUUGAUUGUUCGCGCGGCCUUUUGGCAGCGUUACCACCGGCGCUACAGACGUUGGACCUCGAAAGAAUGGGAAAGUUCUCAGUUAGCGACUUCAAUAAAAUGAGGUUUGCGAAUCUCAAAGUUCUUUCCUUGGGCAGUAGAAAAGAUGUGCCGUUGUCUCUUGAAGGAAUUCUGCUACCUCCAACUUUGACCAAGUUCAACGUCUGGAGCGACAAGCUAUCAACCAUGUCAGAUCUUAUUCUACCUCCAUCAUUGAAAGAAUUAAAGGUGUGCUGUCCCCUGCUUCAUGAUUUUGGGUUCGAGUUGAUCGAAGGGCUAGAACGUUUGCAUAUCGUCCAAUCUAGCAUCUACUCGGCGACAUUGGACCGGAUAGAGUUUCCCCGGUCUCUAACGUCCUUGGCUGUCAGCAGCAGCUUGCUAUCCUCCCUUGCCUUUAUUCACCGCCUUCCAUGCACUUUAGAAGGUCUCUACCUACCAAACAACUGUUUUGGGAUCACUGAGAAUGAGGGUAUGGCCCUCGAACUUGUCUUUCCCAGGUCGUUGAAGCACCUUGACCUAAGUUCAAACCCAAGUCUCUUUACCAAAUACCAGCUACGCCGAUUCCUCUUACCUGAUGGCCUUUUAGAGCUCGUUCUUUCAAACACGGGGCUAUCCAGCAUACAUGGGGUUGACUUCCCCUCCACUAUCAGAACCUUAGACUUGGAGGAGAAUCCUCUCACCUCCAAGCGCCCCAGAGCACAUACAAGCGCGGGCGUAUUUUAAUACCGGAACAAUUGGACUGGAGUAUGGUGCGGUUCGCAUAUCUCUGCUUUAUUAGAUUUAGUGAUUAAAUUUUUGGCCUGGCUGGGUAACAGGGGAUUGUAGGAUAAGGAGUACUCUAUUUCCUCUGAGUGUAGGGAAGUGAAAACUUGAAUGGCUUACUGCAGUAUAAAAUAUAAUUUUUAACGCAGCUGUGGGUCGAGAGCCAAUAAACAAGCUCCCAGAAGUUGUCGGAAUCUGAUAAAUUAGAUUGUGAAAACAAUUAUAUUUCAUAUUUAAC
This is a messenger RNA of Babjeviella inositovora NRRL Y-12698, 1646 nucleotides long. RefSeq lists its product as uncharacterized. NCBI's taxonomy places the organism in Eukaryota, Fungi, Ascomycota, Pichiomycetes, Serinales. Bases 35 to 1369 code for a protein of 444 amino acids. The record is from RefSeq and is a predicted model, not a curated record. The transcript has a single exon.